AUGAUGACUUGCGUCCCCCAAGUCUGGGUGCUAGCUCUCCUGUCACUGCGAGGGAUUUUUUCCCGGGUCCUAACCGAACACCUCAGCUUGGAGGAAGGCCAGAAUCUGGAUCUCCACUGCGUUAACAAUAGAGGCAACACCUCAGCUCUAGAAUGGAAGGAUCCCCGUGGUUUUGCGAUAUUUUUCAAUGACUGGCAAGUCACAAGAGACAGAAGGUAUGAACUUCUGCGUUACUCUGACGAUUCACUGUCCAUUCGUCUUUCCAAUAUAACAAGACACGAUGAAGGGCUGUUCAGAUGUCUUUACUACAGCGAUACCAUUGGAAGCAAACUAGUGAGCGUUACAGUUUGGGCUCCACCUUCCAAACCUUUAUUGGAAAUUUUGAGGACCCCAGAAAAACACACAGAAGAAAAUCUUGUCUUAAGGUGUUCCACUGAUGACAGCUGGCCUGCUCCUCAGAUCACCUGGCUGCUACAGAAUGGAGUGGAGAUCUUUGGAAAUGCUCAACACCAACUGAAAGCCAAGAGGUUCUGUUCCGUAAGCAACUUGACUAUCUAUGCAUUCCCCCAGGGCUCUAUCAUUUCUUGUGUAAUACACCACAAAGCCCUAAGAAGAAGAAAUUUAACUGUGACUUUGCACCUGGACCAUGCCAAAACAAACAUGACUUACAAAGGCUUUAUGGAGGGACAAGCCAUCUUUUUAUUCCCGGGCCUUGUGUCUAUGCUCCUUCUCGCUCUCUUCAUCGUGGUCCUUCUCUUUGUGGUGAAGCUGUGGAAAGCACAUAGGGACUGGAAAAAAGAAAAUAAUCCUUCUGAACAACCCAUUGAGAGUUACAGGCCUAAAGCAAACGAAGCCCCUUGCAGACUCAAGAAGAAUAUAUGCACAAUGCCCUGGAGGAUCAGUGAGAAGUAUGUAAUUCAAGAAUCGUCUACCCGGACGCCAAAACCUUCAGAAGAAAGUCAGGAUUCUUCAGUCUUUGAAAAAGAGUUCUCCCACUUUAAAGAAACGGAUAUGUAACACUAGGAACAAUCUUUCACUGUC
Protobothrops mucrosquamatus (brown spotted pit viper) is the source of this 1041-nucleotide messenger RNA. RefSeq names its product cytotoxic and regulatory T cell molecule (gene CRTAM). Gene Ontology annotation, molecular function: signaling receptor binding. The transcript has 8 exons. The record is from RefSeq and is a predicted model, not a curated record. NCBI's taxonomy places the organism in Eukaryota, Metazoa, Chordata, Lepidosauria, Squamata, Viperidae. Gene Ontology annotation, biological process: detection of tumor cell; positive regulation of natural killer cell mediated cytotoxicity directed against tumor cell target; cell recognition. Gene Ontology annotation, cellular component: plasma membrane. The coding region runs from base 1 to 1017 and encodes 338 amino acids.